Molecule: messenger RNA, 1520 nt
Organism: Gastrolobium bilobum
Lineage: Eukaryota; Viridiplantae; Streptophyta; Magnoliopsida; Fabales; Fabaceae
Exons: 6
Coding region: 407-1051 (214 amino acids)
Source: RefSeq, a predicted model, not a curated record
AUAGGUUUCUGGCUCUCCCUCUGUUUCUCUUUACACUCUCUCCACCAAUUUCAUCAGCAGUUCCUCUCUGACUCUGUUUCUUUCUCCCUUCCAAGAAAUUCAAAGCAGAGACAAAACACAGACUAGUUACAACUCACUUUAUUAUCUCUACCCAUUAAUAUUAUCUUCAUCCACAAAGAAACAACUCUCGCCACUGCUUCUUAUUUUCUCCUCUCCGUGUCCUUUCCAACCAUCUUUUUGAUUUCCAUCGGCAACAGCUCGCCGAAGAUAAAAAGAUCGAUUCUUGAAGACCAAGAAGAAGAGAACUUUACCAUCUGUAUAUCCUGUGCUGUGUUACCCAUUCGAUACGCAAGCUUCAACUAAUCAGUGCUAUAUUUUUUUUUUCUUGUCCUGGAAAGUGAUUAAAAUGGCAGAAAUUCUCAAGUUGGAUUUGUCUUCUUCAUGUGGGUCUGUAGAGGCUUUGGAAUCGGAACAGAAGAACAUGGGCACCCAGAGAAUUUCGGUUUCGGAUCACAUAAACGCAUUUCAGUAUACAGCCGAGAAAACCGAUAGCUUUGUGAUUGAUAUCGAUGCCUUCUCUUCCGGCAUCAACAAAGAUAGCACCAAUGCAAAUUCGAGAAUUACGUUGCAGAGGAGCCUUUCCAGGAAAGGAUCUCAGCGUGGGGGCGACAGGAAGGUGAGUGGCAAUGCUACACUUCAUGAUAAGGAUACCGUCCCUGCUAUAUGCUCACCAAAAGCAACUCUGGUAGGGCCUUGCACGCCCGAAAAGCCAGCGGCGAUGGCAGUAGGGUCCACGGAUCAUUCCAUCAACCCACACGUCCAUCAUCAGAUUACUAUCACAGCAAGCAACAUCAAGGGCACCACCACCGAAAGCAAAUGUAUAACUCGGAGAAAUAGUUUCAGACGAUCUUAUACAUGGGCCUUUGAUCCUAAAAGGGUUCUCCUUUUCUUCGCCACCUUGUCAAGCAUGGGAACAAUAUUGCUGAUAUACUUCACUCUUACAAUCAAUAAGCAAAAUGCAGACGAAUAUGGGGGUGAUUGGAAGCAGUGACUUGAGCCACCCUCAUAAAACUAUAAGGUUACACAAAAUGCAUUCUGGAGUUAAAUUAACUUAGAGUCCCAGAAUUGGAGCAAAACGUAGAGAAACAAGAAGUUCGAAGAAGACAAAUUAAAACUGCCGGAGUUGCAAAAAGCUAACCAAAUUUUCGCCCACCUGGAUGUCAGAAUCAGUUAAAAUCUGCUUUUCGGCAUCACCCCUUUGGCGCGAUGACUACAAGAGAUAAAUACAAAGACAUACUGUACUAUGACAGAGGGGAAGGAAUCUUCCUUUUUUAUAUCAAUGGAAGACAACAAUUUGUGUAAUUGCAGGGCUUAGUGGAGGAUCAUAAAGUCACUUUUUACUCUCUAUGAUCCUCGAUCCUUAUAUUGGUCGACCGUAUCUUACUGUUUUGUUUUGCUCUUAACAUUCAAUCAUCUAGUAACAAGUGAACCUUUUGUUAUGAGCAUAUGUGACUUUUCAU